Molecule: messenger RNA, 1684 nt
Organism: Suillus discolor
Lineage: Eukaryota; Fungi; Basidiomycota; Agaricomycetes; Boletales; Suillaceae
Product: acid protease
Exons: 8
Coding region: 241-1479 (412 amino acids)
Biological process (GO): proteolysis
Molecular function (GO): aspartic-type endopeptidase activity
Source: RefSeq, a predicted model, not a curated record
UUUGGGCCACUCUUUGCAAGAAACUUGUGUAGCUGCUGCGUCAGUAGUCAAAGUCACGCAAUGGUGAAAAUAACAUCUUGAUCUAUGCUCCCCGGGCCUACCUCCGCAUAUGGCCGCCUUAGUGCGCGAGUGACCCGAGUAGAAGUGGUGCCAAUAAUCAACAACGUACACACGCAGUUGUGAAAUAUCAAAGUUCUUUUUGACUGACUACGCGUCUUUGUCUUUGCCUCCCAGUGCAAGAUGAAGUUCUCAUCCCCCUCUGCCUCUCUGCUGGCUCUUGUCUCUAUUGCUGCUGCUGUGCCUAAGAGCCGUAAUGACGGUGUUAUUCGAAUUCCUCUUGCCCGCAAGAGCACUGACGUCGCCGGGCAUGUUGAUAUGAGUGCUCUCAGUGCACACCUCUUCAGCGUUUCGAACAAGUAUCGUCAGACAUUUUCUGCAUUCGAAGCUAAUACCGGUUAUGCUCAUCCUUUGAGCGCGAAGAUGAUGUCUUCUAUAAGAGAGCGUGAUGUUCCGCUCAUCAACCAAGGAACUGAGCUGUGGUAUGGCGAAAUCGAUGUGGGCACGCCACCACAGACGUUCAACGUAUCUAUCGACACAGGAAGCACGGACCUUUUCCUUCCGUCUGUGUACUGCGUGGAUUGCGAAGGCCACAAUAUGUAUCAUGCUGUCCUGUCUUCUACAGCCCAGGACGAAAGAAAAGGUGUUACGCUCUCGUAUGGUGAAGGUGAAGUAAUGGGAGAUGAAUAUAGCGAUGACGUAUCCCUUGGUGGCUACAAGGCUUCCAGCCAGACGUUCCUUGCUGCCAAUGAGUACUCCAGCAACUUCAUGUACCCAGAGUUCCAGCCUGACGGUCUUCUCGGUUUUGCUUUUGAGCAAAUAUCUGGUCUUAAGGCUAAGUCAGUCUUUGAGACAAUAAGUGACAGCGGGGUACUCCCAAAAAGCGUGUUCAGUGUCAAACUUUCUUCUACAGCCGGGGAGAGCGAGCUCAGUAUCGGAGCGACCAACCCCAAUCUCUACAUUGAAGACACCUUGACCUAUACGGCCGUUACCAAUGAAGGCUACUGGCAAGUGAAUCUAGAGGCAGUUUCGCGAGGUGGCUCUACGGUUGCCGGUAACAGCGCAUCUAUUAUCGAUACCGGGACCACGAUGAUCAUCACAACUGAUGCUGCAGCGGAGGCAUACUACCAGGAUAUUCCAGGUUCAAGCAACAGUACUCAAGAGGGAAUGACAUAUUAUACCAUUCCGUGCGACACGAUCGGGUUAUACACUCCCACAUUCUCAUUUGGUGGGCGCGGCUUCGAUGUUUCAGAGGAAACGUUCAAUCUUGGCCCGGAGAGCGAGGGUUCAAGCGACUGCGUGGGAGGUAUUGCUGGGAGGUCAGAUAUUGACUUUUGGGUUGUCGGGGGCAUUUUCCUGCAGAACGUUUACACAGUAUUCGAUCAGGGAAAUACUCAAGUGGGCUUUGCUGAACUGGCAUAAUCCUCAUCCUCUUCAUCCUCUGCUUGGAUUUGCCAUAAGGACUUAGCAUAAAUAUCUCGUUUUCGAUUGCAGGUUUGGUACCUGUGUAUCACAUAUACCCUUAUACCCUUACAAUUCUGCCAGUAUUCACCAUUUAUAAUUUCCUUUUGUUGAAUACCGACAAAUGUCAGCCGACUGAUGUAGACGAAAUUGACUCGAUCUGAAC